GCGGCGCGCGGGUAGAACAGGACGAGCUUCGCUUAAUUAACGCAGCGCGAGCCCUGCAGGAAUGCCAGCGAGGCGCUGCUUGGAGAAGGGAUGCUAUAGCCAGCAUGCUAUGAGAUGAACAUAUGAAUAGAAGUUCAAAUGGCUGAUCUUAAAGUCCUCUUUUGUGGUCAAGACGCUGUCCAGACCGAUCACCUUGACUGGUCCCUAAAACACCAGCAAAGUCAUCACUCAGUGUGUGCAGAUGAAAGGGCCCUUUCCAAUGAAGAGUGCUGCCAGGCGUAUCUGGAGGAGAAUGUUAAUGAGGCGAACAGGCUUUCAGAACCAUGGACAGUGACUCCAAUUGGACGACUCUGCAAACUAAAUGAUUGGGGAUUUGAUGAAGAAGUUGAGGUAUGUUACGAUGAGCAGUUUGAAACAGCUUUUCCUGGUGUGGCUGACUUUACUGACCAUAAAGACAGUCAGUUGUUAGCAGAGGAGACCAACUAUGACAACUUCAGUUGGAAUUCUUCCAAAGAUCUCCAAGAAGGAGGCCCAGAAUGCUCCCUGCUGUCAGUUGACGAUUUCAUGGUGGAUUCAUCGGAAAAGUCAGUGGAUUAUGGAUUUAUAGGUGCUGUUACCUUUUUAGUUACUGGGAUUUCCUUGGUUGUCAUCUCCUACACGGUCCCACGUGAUGUCAAGGUGAAUCCCGAUACCGUUUCUGCCCGGGAGAUGGAGCGGUUGGAGAGAGAGAACGCCCGGGUGGGUGCUCACCUGGACAGGUGUGUGAUUGCAGGGCUGUGUCUCCUCACACUCGGUGGUGUGGUACUGUCAACCCUGUUGAUGAUCUCCAUGUAUAAAGGGGAGAUGAUCAGGAGACAAGCAUUUGCUUACUCCAAGCACCAAGCCAGACUCUACGGCUCUGUGAAACUUAGAAGUGGCGCGAGCCCGACCGGAGCUCCUUCGCUUUUGUCCCUUGAUGAAGAUGAAGGUCCUGUUGAAGUCUUAAGUUGAAGCUGAGAUCAGCAUCUUGACUUGUUAUCUCCAUAUGAAAACAUGAUCAAAACAGCUUUGUUAUACUGUGAUCU
Sinocyclocheilus rhinocerous is the source of this 1064-nucleotide messenger RNA. Its product is annotated as transmembrane protein 74-like. The transcript has 2 exons. The record is from RefSeq and is a predicted model, not a curated record. The coding region runs from base 139 to 990 and encodes 283 amino acids. Lineage: Eukaryota; Metazoa; Chordata; Actinopteri; Cypriniformes; Cyprinidae.